Messenger RNA from Pisolithus orientalis, 2326 nucleotides. RefSeq lists its product as uncharacterized. The transcript is spliced from 5 exons. Lineage: Eukaryota; Fungi; Basidiomycota; Agaricomycetes; Boletales; Pisolithaceae. Gene Ontology annotation, biological process: peroxisome organization. The record is from RefSeq and is a predicted model, not a curated record. Gene Ontology annotation, cellular component: peroxisomal membrane. The coding region runs from base 47 to 1966 and encodes 639 amino acids.
AAGUCGAAGUCAUCGUUGCAUGUGAUAUUCAUUGACCUGACCAGCGAUGGCCACGUUCGAAUACGUGGACAUACCUGCAGAGGCCAUCCGACUGGCACCGUCCUCGCAGGGAGAACAUUCUGUGAGACCAGCACCCAAGAUACCCACCACGUUCCCAGAUCCGUCAUCUGCGUCUGGCUUUUUCUCAUGGCAUUCGUAUAUCGACAGCUCGUCGUCGGAGAACGAUGCUACUCCGUUGAGCCUAUCCAAAACUUCCCUCUCAAUCAUCCCACAGAUACUUCUAUCGACGUCCGUUCCGACCGCUGCUACGUCCGCCGCGACUAGCGCCCCCUCCAGCACAGGUCUAUCGUUGUUCACCACUAGUCCAAGGUCAGGACAAACUUCACAAAAGCUCCUAAGUGCACGCGACCCACUUUCUCUUCCCAUCAUGACAAACAAUUUCCGCCGGUUCGUGGCAAAGGUGGGACCGGUAUUUUGGUUGCAGGAUAGAAUAGAAGAAAUCAUCCUAUGGAAAAGGGGCUGGAAAAGAACUGCCGUCUGGUUAGCUGUUUAUGGUUUCAUAUGCUACUACCCCAAGUUUAUACUGCUCUUGCCCCAUGUAUUGCUAUUGGGCAUCAUGCUGGCUUAUUACCCUGCGCCGGGGUCACCACCUAUCCCGCUAAACAUCAGUGAAGGAACGGUCGAUUGGCAAGCCAAUAUACAGGCGAUACAAAACCUCAUGGGAGCUUUUUCCGAUGCCCACGACGCAGUCCUUCCUCUUCUCCCUUUACUCGGCUCCUCAAAACUGCGAUCUUCCACUUCUACUCAUUCUACUUCUACUUCUACACCGCCGUCUAAGUCCGCGCCAAAGUUCGCCUCCUCGGCCACGUCCUCUCUUUCUGCCCAGCAGAAGUUAGGUUUAUCAUCGACGCCAACAACGCAACGUCCAGAAACCGAACCAGCCGCUACACUUAACUCGAGUUUGGAACAGAAAAUUAAUGGUGCUCAAGUGCAGUCGACAGUGCAAAUAUCUUCAUAUCCGCCCCAUCCCACAUUGAUGCUCACUCUCACUUCCUUCCUCAUCCUCCUUCCAGUGGUGAUGGCUGACAUUCUCCCAAUGAGACUUCUGUUCUUUUUCCUGGGCGUCGGGCCAGUGUGUGCCCUGCAUCCAAACGUACGGAAUGCCCUCACUGGUGCAUGGGUUGCACGCCACGCGGUACUGUCUUCCAACGUCUUGUUCUCGGUAUCCAUUCCUUUCCCCACGUUACCUCGACCUCACCUGCCUUUGUAUUUUCGUUACGGUGACAAUCGAAGAUCGCUCACUCAUCAAAAGAGGUACUUGCAUUUCCAGGUUACUCGGAAGAAUGUCCGUGCAGUGCUGCGCCGUUUCGUAGACAACGACAGACUAUUAGAUCAGGUAUGGCCGGCGCCGAUGUGCACCGUAGAGCUGUGGGAGAACGAGCGGUGGGAACCAACAAGCGGCGCAGCCCCAAGCGGAGGUAGACGAGCGUCGCUUCUUGGUGGAUCCGGAGCUAGUGUUUUUUCAAGCUCGAGCGGCGGUAGCGAGGGCGGUGAUGGGGAAACUGAAUCUGGGGGUGUGAAGCCCAAGUCCACUAUACUACCUGUGGGUUCAUGGAGCAAGACGCAUCUUCGACAGAGUGAGCGUGCCCCAUGGACGAAGGGUCGGGACGGGUGGAGUGGAGUCGGUGGGGAAAUCAGCAACCUCACGUUUUCCCUUUCACCUGGCUGGGCAUUCGUCGAGACGGAAAGCUGGAGAGCCGAUUUGGAGGGCUGUUGGGUCCUCGAGGGCCAACAUCUAAGCAACGAACAUUCGAAUGUUGAGGCGGACCGUGUGUGUGCAGACGAAGAUGGUUGGGUAUAUACUACCGAUACUUGGUCUAAUCCCCGCCCAGACCCUUGUCCGAUGGAAGGAUGGGUCACGCGACGGCGACGUUGGAUUCGGAGGGUGUAUUGGAAGGGCUUGUGAGUAUUCGCCGUGGUAUGUGCAUACGAGUGGUGUACAGCUGGUGUAUAUACUGGCAAGCUCGUAACUCGCGACGCCAAUCUCCAAACGCGGAUAACUCCAGAUGCAUCCCAGACCGACGGUGAUCUUUCUGUAGGCGUUUCCGUGCUGCUUGACGGAAGCCCAUUUCGGUGGCUUUCUCCCUCACACGUCAUCGCCUGCGCAAUAUUGCUGAGGCAAGCCGGCGGGAAUAUAUGGCCAGAUGACGCACGCGUCUUCUUGCUAACAAUCAUGCUGAGGACAAAUCCAUGAGUGUGGGACUCGCUGAAACAACGUUGGGUAUGUUUGUUCCUCGGAUCUGAGAGAUUAGUAUGUUACUCUGUG